Molecule: messenger RNA, 1759 nt
Organism: Mus caroli (Ryukyu mouse)
Lineage: Eukaryota; Metazoa; Chordata; Mammalia; Rodentia; Muridae
Gene: Efna3
Product: ephrin A3
Biological process (GO): axon guidance; ephrin receptor signaling pathway
Cellular component (GO): plasma membrane
Molecular function (GO): ephrin receptor binding
Source: RefSeq, a predicted model, not a curated record
CUAAGAUUGGGGGCUGGCAGCGGCGGCAGCAGGGAGCUGGGAAGCUGAGAAGCCGGGAGCGCGGGGCUCAGUCGGGGGGCGGCGGCGGCGGCGGCUCCGGGGAUGGCGGCGGCUCCGCUGCUGCUGCUGCUGCUGCUCGUGCCCGUGCCGCUGCUGCCGCUGCUGGCCCAGGGGCCUGGGGGCGCACUGGGAAACCGGCAUGCGGUAUACUGGAACAGCUCCAAUCAGCACCUGCGGCGAGAGGGUUACACCGUGCAGGUGAACGUGAACGACUAUCUGGAUAUUUACUGUCCGCACUACAACAGCUCAGGGCCUGGCGGCGGGGCGGAGCAGUACGUGCUGUACAUGGUGAACCUGAGCGGCUACCGCACCUGCAACGCCAGCCAAGGCUCCAAGCGCUGGGAAUGCAACCGGCAGCACGCCUCGCACAGCCCCAUCAAGUUCUCUGAGAAGUUCCAGCGCUACAGCGCCUUCUCGCUGGGCUAUGAAUUCCAUGCCGGCCAAGAAUACUACUACAUCUCCACGCCCACUCACAACCUGCACUGGAAGUGUCUGAGGAUGAAGGUGUUCGUUUGCUGCGCCUCCACAUCGCACUCCGGGGAGAAGCCGGUCCCCACUCUCCCCCAGUUCACCAUGGGCCCCAAUGUGAAGAUCAACGUGUUGGAAGACUUUGAGGGAGAGAAUCCCCAGGUUCCCAAGCUUGAGAAGAGCAUCAGUGGGACCAGCCCCAAGCGGGAACACCUGCCUCUGGCCGUGGGCAUCGCCUUCUUCCUCAUGACGCUCUUGGCCUCCUAGCUCUGCCCCUUCCUAUGACAGAGAGAGGUGGGACAGGGCUGAGAAGGAGCAGGGAGCUUGCUGUGGGGCCUACAUCCUUCUUCCCAUGGUUGGGAGCGGGGUCUGCACUGUACAUCUCUUUGGGCCUGCCCUCUUUGCCCACACACUCUCUAGGACAGGCACCGUAGUGGAUCAGGCACAGGGACAGCCACAGGUCCCAGGUGGCCUGUGGCUUUGGUAAUGUUUGGUACCAAACCUGGGGGCUAUAAAGGCAGUGCUCAGGACUCCCUGGCCCCUGGUACCUUUCCCUGACCCUUGGCGCCCUCCCUCUUUGUCCCCCAAGAGGCAAGUAUGCCCCAGAGAGAACAAACGAAGCAUGGGAGGUGCCCCCUGUCACUCUCCUCUGGGGCAGAACAUGGGGAGGGGACUAGGUGGGUGAGGGGUGGAGCCUCAGGCUGCCCCUUCCCCUGUUUACAGCAAUAAGCAAGUCGUCCUCGUUCCACUCCCACAUAGAGGACUGUGGUUUGGAUUGAAUCCAAGUUUACAAAUAGACACCCCUGGGGGGGAUCAGGCAGUGGACAGGGGUGGGCAUCGGGGUGCCAGACAGGCAUGUACAGACUCUAUAUCUCUAUAUAUAAUGUACAGACAGACAGAGUCCCUUCCCCUUCUUAACCUUGACCUAUCUCAACUUCCCCUUCCAGACUCAGACUCCUUCCCCCACCAGGUUAGGCCCCCCCUUGGGACCCCCCUGGCCCCUCUUUUGUCUUCUGUGAAGACAGGACCUAUGCAACGCACAGACACUUUUGGAGACCGUAACAACAAUGCCCCCUCCCUUCCAGCCCUGAGCCGGGAACCGACUCCCAGGACCUUGCCCUGCCCACCCUAUGUGGUCCCCACCCAUCCUGGGCCUUUUUCAAGUGCUUUGGCUGUGACUUUCAUACUCUGCUCUUAGUCUAAAAAAAAAAAUAAACUGGAGAUAAAAAUA